CUCCGCGGUCCCGGGCGAGGGCGGGGCGCGCGCCGCGACGGAGUGCGCAGGCGCCGGAGCCGGGCAGGCUGUGUCCCGCGCUCUCCGGGAGCGUCCCCUGCGGUGGCCCCUCAGGUAAUUGUUAAUUUAUAGCCUAUGCUGUGAGGUGAUGAGGAGGUUUUUGUUACUCUAUGCUACACAGAAAGGACAGGCAAAGGCCAUAGCAGAAGAAAUAUGUGAAAAAGCAUUUGCACAUGGAUUUUCUGCAGAUCUUCACUGUAUUAGCGAGUCGGAUAAGUAUGAUCUGAAAACCGAAACAGCACCUCUUGUAGUGGUGGUUUCCACCACGGGUACCGGAGACCCACCCGACACUGCACGCAAGUUCGUGAAAGAAAUACAGGACAAGGCUCUGCCCAUAGAUUUCUUUGCUCACCUGCGGUAUGGAUUACUGGGGCUGGGUGAUUCAGAAUAUACAUACUUCUGUAACGGUGGGAAGAUCAUUGAUAAGCGACUUCAGGAGCUUGGUGCCCAGCAUUUCUAUGACACCGGACACGCAGAUGACUGUGUAGGUUUAGAACUUGUGGUUGAGCCAUGGAUUAACGGACUUUGGGCUGCUCUCACGAAGCACUUUAUGUCCAGUAGAGAAAAAGAGAGGAAUGAAGCUCUCAAGAUGGCAUCUAAUGCCUCCCAAAGGAUGGAACCUGUGAAACCAGAAUUAUUAUAUAUUGAAUCACAAGUUGAACUUCUGAGAUUAGAUGAUCCGGGGAGAAAGGAUUCUGAGGUUCAGGAACAGAAUGCAGUGAAUAGAGAUCAGUCGAGUGCUCCGACAGCGGAAUCUCAGUCCUCACUUACCCACUCGAUACCCCCACUCUCACAAGCCUCUCUGAGUAUUCCCGCCUUACCACCAGAAUAUUUGCAGGUGCAUCUGCAGGAGUCUGUCGGCCAGGAGGAAAGCCAAGCAUCUGUGACUUCAGUGGAUCCAAUUUUUCAAGUUCCAAUUUCAAAAGCAGUUCAACUGACUACAAAUGAUGCCAUAAAAACCACUCUUCUGGUGGAAUUGGACAUUUCAAAAACAGAUUUUUCCUAUCAACCUGGAGAUGCCUUCAACGUGAUCUGUCCCAACAGUGAUUCUGAGGUACAAAACCUACUGGAAAGACUGCAGCUCACAGACAGAAGAGAGUACUGUGUCCUCUUGAAAAUUAAGGCAGACACAAAAAAGAAAGGAGCGGCCUUACCCCAGCACAUACCUGAGGGACGUUCUCUCCAGUUCAUUCUGACCUGGUGCCUUGAAAUACGAGCAGUUCCUAAAAAGGCAUUGUUGAGAGCCCUCGUGGACUACACCAGCGACGGGAUAGAGAAGCGAAGGCUGCAGGAGCUGUGCAGUCGGCAGGGUGCAGCCGAUUAUAGCCGUUUUGUGCGAGAUGCCCAUGCCAGUGUGUUAGACCUCCUCCUCGCUUUCCCGUCCUGCCAGCCGCCGCUCAGUCUCCUGCUUGAACAUCUUCCUAAGCUUCAGCCCAGACCAUAUUCAUGCGCAAGCUCAAACCUGUCUCACCCAGGGAAGCUUCAUUUCAUUUUUAACAUUGUGGAGUUUCUGUCUAACACCACCGUGGAGGUUCUGCGGAAGGGCGUGUGCACAGGCUGGCUGGCCAUGGUGGUUGCGCCAAUUCUUCAUCCAAACACACGAGUGUCCCCUGCAGAAGACGGGAAAGCCCCGGCUCCUGAGAUAUCCAUCUGUCCUCGAACAACCAAUUUCUUCCAUUUACCAAGUGACCCCUCAGCCCCCAUCAUAAUGGUGGGUCCGGGAACUGGCAUAGCGCCCUUCAUUGGUUUUCUGCAACACAGAGAGAAACUCCAAGAACAGCAUCCAGAGGGACACUUUGGAGCAACGUGGUUGUUUUUUGGCUGUCGACAUAAAGAUAGGGAUUAUUUAUUCAGAGAAGAACUCAGACAUUUCCACAAGCGUGGAAUCCUAACUCACUUGAAGGUUUCCUUCUCAAGAGAUGCUCCUGUUGGGGAAGAAGCAGCCCCAGUGAAGUAUGUGCAAGAUAACAUCCAGCUUCACAGUGAACAGGUGGCAAGGGUCCUUCUUAAUGAAAGCGGCUAUAUUUACGUGUGUGGAGAUGCUAAGAAUAUGGCCAAAGAUGUCAAUGAUACCCUUGUGGAAAUAAUAAGCAAACAGGCUGGAGUUGAAAAACUAGAAGCAAUGAAAAGAUUGGCUACUUUAAAAGAGGAAAAACGAUACCUUCAGGAUAUUUGGUCAUAAAAUCAGAAAAUGAAGGAAGAGAAUGAUGCUUUUUUGGCUUAAAGUACUAAAAGACAGUUUUACUGAAAUGGAGACUUUUAAUUUUUAAAAUUAAAAACAAUUUAACUUUGGAAGAAGUACAGUGGGAGUGGACCACUUACCAUUAUAGCAGACUUCCCAUGGGUUUUCCAUCAGUGCCUCUGUGCUCUCCACACUGAGGGGCAGCCCUUCUGCACCAGCACCCCCAUCCCCACCCACCAUGGCCACUGCAUCCUGGAGAAUCACAGGAAGUACGUCUGCAUGUCUGUGAUGAGGCUUCCCAGCACAGACAUGGACAUUAGCCAACCACGCAGAUGGUUAAAGCUUCUGAACUUACUGUUGCCAGUUUUUAAAAAUAAGGUAAAAAUAAUUUAUUCUGACAUGAACUCUACUGUAAAGAUUAUUCCUAUUGUAUUAAAAUUAACUAUGCAAAGUGUAUCUGAUACCUUGUUUAUACAGGCAGUCCCUGACUUAGGAUUUACGCUGAAUGUGUAUGAAAGCCAAACACAUUCAGUAAGAACUGUAGUUCAGAUUUUGAGUGUUUUCCCAGGCUUGUGGCAGAUGAUAACAUACUCUGUCCUGGUGCUGGGCAAGGGCAGGGUCCCAGUGUCAACAACCUUCUGUACCCACACAACCGUCUUGUCACUUUCGGUGUGGUAUUGAGUAAAUUACAUGAGAUACUAUUAUGUGACUGUCCACUCAUAUAACUGCUCUGAGCACGUUUGAGGCCAAGCUGUGAAGUCCGGGGUAUUAAAUGCUUUUUGACCUGUUUUCAACUUACAAUGGAUUUAUCCAUUAUUUCACUAUAAGUUCAGGAAGAUCUGUAUAACUUCAUCAAAUGUUUAUUUAUUACCGAAACUAUAUUUCUGAUAAAAAAAAUCAAAGUAAUACUUAGAUAUUUUUAAAAUGAUUUUAGAGAUGUGUAUUAUAUUUUAAAAUUCUAUUAUAUAGGACUUUUAUCACGAUUACUUCUUAAUAUAACAGUUCUAGAAUUUAGGGAAAUCUGCAUUCAGUUUAUAGGUGCGAGCAAGUACAUAGUUUAGUAAAACACCCCUCCUCUUCCUUGUGCUCCUUUUAGCAUAUUUUUAGUUUUUCUACAUUGUCUUAACCCCAUGAUAUCAUUCAAAUCGUAUCCUAGGCUUAAAAUGCCUGCUUAAAUUAACAUUCUUGUAUUUUUAAAAUUCCUACUGCAUUCUGAAUAUUUAUGUCUCUCCAAACUUAUGUGUUCCAAUGCUGACCUCCGUUAUGAUAACAGUAAGAGGGGGGGCCUCGGGAGGUGCUUAGGUCAGGAGGGUGGAGCCCUUGGGAAUGGGGUCAGUGCCCUGAAGAGAGGCCCCACCGGAGCUCCCUGGCUCCUUCUGCCUGGUGAAGACACAGCAUUUGCAGGCUGCAGCCACAAGAGGGCUCUCGCCAGAACCUGACCACCUCUGAACCCUGUGCUUGGACUUCCAGCAUCCUGAACUGAGACAGAUAAAUCCUUGUUCAUGAGCCGCCCAAAUGGAUGACGACAAUUCCCGGUGACAAAUCCUCUGAAAAUUUGUCAGAACAGAACAAUGAUUAAUUUUUCUAGGCUCUGGUGUAUAUUGGUUUUUUAUUCAAGAGAUUGGCAUUUGAAAAACAUCUUCCUGUCCAAGGUUUCUGGUCAUCUUGAAAAAUAAACCAUGUUAAGACUUGAUAAAGCUUUAUGGCUGUUUAA
Molecule: messenger RNA, 3956 nt
Organism: Canis lupus familiaris (dog)
Lineage: Eukaryota; Metazoa; Chordata; Mammalia; Carnivora; Canidae
Gene: MTRR
Product: 5-methyltetrahydrofolate-homocysteine methyltransferase reductase
Exons: 15
Coding region: 149-2242 (697 amino acids)
Biological process (GO): homocysteine metabolic process
Cellular component (GO): cytosol
Molecular function (GO): flavin adenine dinucleotide binding; [methionine synthase] reductase (NADPH) activity; FMN binding
Source: RefSeq, a predicted model, not a curated record